CGGAGUAAUCAUGCCUGUACGAAGAGGUCACGUUGCACCACAAAAUACAUUUCUUGGAAUAAUAAUACGGAAAUUCGAGGGACAGAAUAGGAAAUUUCUUAUAGCCAAUGCCCGGGUGCAGAACUGUGCAAUCAUCUACUGUAAUGACGGCUUCUGUGAGAUGACCGGCUACUCCAGACCGGACGUCAUGCAGAAACCUUGCACCUGUGACUUCCUCCACGGCGAGCACACUAGCACACACGCCGUCAGCCAGGUGGCACAAGCUCUGAUGGGCUCAGAGGAGCGCAAGGUGGAAAUCACAUAUCAUCGCAAAGAUGGGUCGGACUUCCAGUGCUACACUCACAUAAUCCCCGUGAAGAACGAGGAAGGCAUAGUGAUGUUAUUCAUUCUCAACUUUGAUUACGUCCUUGAGGAAAAAAGCAACGACUCCACAGAGAAGCUGAAUCACACAUCCCCGGAAAGAACAGAUUUCCGAAAAGGCAGAUUCUUCCGCUUCCGCCAGGCUGCCUUGAGCCUGGUAUCCAACAAACAGUCUCUUCCACAAGACGACCCAGAUGCAGUCACGGUGGACUGUCCCUCGCCCAAUCAGAACAAGGGCUCUGUGUCUCCGACCGAUUUCCAGUCCUCCCCCACCAAGGAAAAGUGCAGUCCCACGGAGGGCAACGACACGCGGGCUCUCAUCGGCUCCAGCCACCAAUCGUCCCUGGCCAGUGUGCGUGGACACGAACCCCUGGACCAUUCCUCUCCCAAGCAGCACCCGUGGGACAGGCUGUACCAAAUGGAGGGCCACCAGUCAACCACCUGCCUUGCACACACCAUUUCCAGAGGCAGCCUCAGUGAGGGCAGCAUGAGGCGAGCCUCUUCCGUCCAUGACAUAGAGGGCUUUAGCAACUCCAAGAACAUGUUCAGGGACCGACACGCAAGUGAAGACAAUGGUCGCUAUAUCAGAGGUCCGUUAAAUCAUCUUAAGUCCAGUUUGCUGGGUUCCACCUCUGAAUCCAACAUCAACAAAUACAGUACCAUCAACAAGAUUCCGCUGAUUGCACUAAACUUCACAGAGCGGAGUAAUGACAAUAAGGCGCAAUCUCCCCCAUCAUCAGAAAACACUAUCAUAGCACCCAAGGUCAAGGACAGAACGCAUAAUGUUACUGAGAAAGUCACACAGGUGCUGUCAUUGGGUGCUGAUGUCCUUCCAGAGUACAAGCUCCAGACUCCCCGCAUGGACAGGUUCACCAUCCUCCACUACAGUCCAUUCAAAGCUAUGUGGGACUGGCUGAUCCUGCUUCUGGUCAUCUACACAGCCAUCCUCACUCCAUACUCCGCUGCUUUCCUACUCAAUGACCGUGAGGAGCAAAUGAGGAGAGAGUGUGGCUACUCCUGCAAUCCCCUCAACGUGGUAGACUUCUUGGUGGACAUCAUGUUCAUUGUGGACAUUGUUAUCAACUUCCGGACCACUUACGUGAACCUGAACGAAGAAGUGGUCAGCCAGCCAGCAAAGAUCGCCAUUCACUAUUUCAAAGGCUGGUUCCUUAUAGACAUGGUGGCUGCAAUCCCUUUUGACCUGCUUAUCUUCGGUUCAGGAUCAGAUGAGACCACAACUCUGAUUGGCCUGUUGAAGACAGCGCGACUGCUGCGAUUGGUGCGCGUGGCCCGGAAACUGGACCGUUACUCUGAAUAUGGAGCAGCCGUUCUCAUGCUACUCAUGUGCAUCUUUGCACUCAUCGCUCACUGGCUUGCCUGCAUAUGGUACGCCAUCGGCAAUGUGGAGAAGCCUUACCUGGAACACAAGAUUGGUUGGCUGGAUAAUCUGGGCGUGUCUAUUGGCAAGAGGUAUAACUACAGUGACCCCAGCUCGGGGCCCUCCAUCAAGGACAAAUAUGUCACAGCACUUUACUUCACGUUCAGCAGUCUGACCAGUGUGGGCUUUGGAAACGUCUCCCCGAAUACCAACUCUGAAAAAAUCUUCUCCAUUUGUGUCAUGCUGAUUGGCUCACUCAUGUAUGCCAGCAUCUUUGGUAACGUCUCAGCCAUCAUCCAGCGUCUGUAUUCAGGAACGGCCCGAUACCACACCCAGAUGCUCCGGGUUAGAGAGUUCAUCCGAUUCCACCAGAUUCCGAACCCGCUAAAGCAGCGUCUGGAGGAGUACUUCCAACACUCCUGGACCUACACCAAUGGCAUUGACAUGAACACGGUGUUAAAAGGCUUCCCUGAGUGUCUGCAGGCAGAUAUUUGCCUCCAUCUCAACCAGGCUCUGUUGGAGAGCUGCAAGGCAUUUCACGGUGCCACUAAGGGCUGUCUGAGAGCCCUGGCCAUGCGCUUCCAGACCACACACGCCCCACCAGGGGACACCUUGGUUCACUGUGGUGACGUCCUCACUGCACUUUACUUCCUGUCUCGUGGCUCCAUAGAGAUCCUGAAGGAUGACAUUGUGGUGGCCAUUCUGGGAAAGAAUGACAUCUUCGGAGAAAUGAUCCAUCUGUACGCCAAGCCUGGGAAGUCCAACGCGGACGUCAGAGCCCUAAGCUAUUGUGACCUGCAUACCAUACAGAGAGAAGAUCUGUUAGAGGUGCUUGACAUGUACCCAGAGUUUGCUGACUUCUUCCUGACAAAUCUUGAGCUGACAUUCAACCUCAGAGACGAGAAUAGCAAGGCUGCAUAUUCUCAUGCCAGUGAUUCUGAUCCGGAGGAAGAUGUUAAGUGCACAAAGACCAGAAGAAGGAUCUCCUUCACAUCACAUCCAAUGACUAAAGGCGGAAGUAACAAGGAAAUGGACACCUCUGGGAGGGAGAGGGACACCUACUCGUGCCUAAAGAGAACUUCAGUUGACCUGAAACCCUCGGGGAAGGAAGAGCAGAGGUCCCUGGGGUCGGCGUUCCAGGGGUGUCCCUCAGUGAAAGGCUCUUCACUGGGGCUCAACUCCAAUCACACCGGAGAUGUUCAGGCUAGAGACAGUGUGGAGAGAACUCCCUCCUAUGAUGUCAACAUUGAUCUGUGCAACGACAAAUGGACCUGCGAGAAGCCCAGAGACCACCUGGAUGAGUCAGCACAUUUGCAAGACCUGAGGGGUGAGGACGACAACGCGAGUGAAAUCACAUACGGAGAGGUGGAGCAGCGCUUAGAUCAGCUCCAAGAACACUUAAAUAGACUGGAGUCCCAGAUGACAUCAGAUAUUCAGACCAUCCUGCAGCUCUUGCAGAGGCAGUCUACCCUGGGACCUCCAGCCUACAGCGCUGUGACUGCUAGCUCAGACUAUCAAAGGCCUGCUGUUAGGGUCCAGCCAAUAGCAGCUUUGACCACCAGCCAGUGCUUCAGCCACUCUUUACAAGUAUGUACUGAGAUGUUGAUUUCGACAGAACAAACAAACAAUGGAAAUCAAGGAAGUCCUGAACUCAACUUGGAGAAGAGCCAUCAGGAAUCCAAAGACUUGUUGUCAGGUUUGGCUCACAAUGACUCGCCCAUAGAGGACAGCCUUACAGUACUGCUUGUACAGAGACAAAGACAAACAUACAAGAAACCCACAGGGCAUCAGCAUUCUGAAUCGCUCCAUCUUUCAAUUGAGGACAGCGCUCCACCAUUAGACCCGUCCUCUCCCGACAACACCGGACUCCACAGGCCAGUCUCUGACCCAGGACCUCCAAGGCAAUAGAGCUAGAUCUCUUCCUUCUGUUUGCCUGUCUUCUCUGAAGUGUGACUCAGGGUUUCAUUGACUAAUUAUUGCAUUGCAAUAUGUGAACAAUCUGGUAGUUUUCCUCCUAAAACGAUCUGCAUUUUUAAUGAUGUACAGUAUCUCACAAAGGUGAGUACACCCCUCACAUUUUUGUUAAUAUUUGAUUAUACCUUUUCA
This is a messenger RNA of Esox lucius (northern pike), 3844 nucleotides long. Its product is annotated as potassium voltage-gated channel subfamily H member 7. Gene Ontology annotation, cellular component: membrane. The record is from RefSeq and is a predicted model, not a curated record. Gene Ontology annotation, molecular function: inward rectifier potassium channel activity. The coding region runs from base 11 to 3646 and encodes 1211 amino acids. NCBI's taxonomy places the organism in Eukaryota, Metazoa, Chordata, Actinopteri, Esociformes, Esocidae. The transcript has 16 exons. Gene Ontology annotation, biological process: regulation of heart rate by cardiac conduction; potassium ion transmembrane transport; membrane repolarization during action potential.